AUGCAGGUCGGCCGAGUGCGGGCGAAGUCCAAGGCCGGGCCUGAGCCCGCGGCCCCUGCGCUACCCGUGGGUCCGCUGCACAAAGGUAGCCGCGCCGAGCAGGUGAGCAACCCGACCGCGGAGCACCUGGCGGCGGUGCUCGAACCCCUGACGAUGGGAAUCCAGAAGUUAGCCGGCAGCGGGGCCGAGGCUCAGGGCAGCGUCCUGCCCAACAUCCAGGCCCUGAUGUUGUUGCUCUGGAUAGAGAGUCAUGUGACCUGGUCGUAG
Molecule: messenger RNA, 267 nt
Organism: Phacochoerus africanus (Common warthog)
Lineage: Eukaryota; Metazoa; Chordata; Mammalia; Artiodactyla; Suidae
Product: histone H2A.J-like
Exons: 1
Coding region: 1-267 (88 amino acids)
Molecular function (GO): protein heterodimerization activity
Source: RefSeq, a predicted model, not a curated record